AUGGUGGGGCUGCACACAAUUCAGCGCCUGGACAACAUCGUGCUGCUGACCAUGAGGAAGAGGAAUGAGCUGAGGGUGGACAUGGAGGACUGGACUGGGGGAAAGGCCUACGCCCACUACGCCUCCAUUUCUGUGGACCCAGAGCAGUUGGGCUACACAUUACACCUGGGUGCUUUCACCACUGGUGAUGCAGGUGAUGCACUGAAGAAUCACAAUGGCAUGAAGUUCACCACCUUCGACAAAGACCAGGACACCUGGGAUAAGAACUGUGCCAGCUCCGUCAUGGGCGGCUUCUGGUACCUGAACUGCCAUGACGCCAACCCCAACGGGCUCUACAUACCAGACUCAGCUUCUCCUCAUGGGCCGGUGUACGUCAGCUGGGACACCUGGAAAGGGAACACAUACUCACUUAAGACUAUUACAAUGAAGAUGAGGUCACUGUCCCAGUGUAGCAAUUAGAUGUCCUAGUGUGUGUGUGUGUGUGUGUGUACAGUGCUGUGGUCUAGGAAACCUGGUGAAGAAACAGCUUUCCCAGCACAACAUGACAUAGCUAAAUAUUUUGUCUAGCUAAAUCAGUUGCAGAUUGGCUUGUAAAUAUAAGCAAACUGCAGCUUGCAAGUGUACAAUGUACUGGAUUGUAUGCACGCAUACAAACACACGGCACAGACACACACAUACACAAAGCAAAAAUAAUACACUACUGUACAAUACUGUAAACCCGGAUAGUCAAAAUAACUCAAAAUAAUCAUUCAUAACUGUUAUAUAAAAUGCUUAAAGAGCAACUCAACUGUCUUGAGUAUUACUUAGAUAUCCAUGAUAAUUUACAUUACCACCAACUUUUAAAAAUAGUUUUUAUAUAACUUUGCUAAUGCUAGUUGUGAUAAAAUACCAAUUUGGAAAAUGUGUCUUUAGGUUGUAAUGUACAGUAAUGUAUGUAUAAUCCACAUGGUGGUGUUUUAUCCAAAUAAAAAAGACACACACUGAUAUUGACAUACUGUAUACUGUAUAGCCCAUCCAUGUGCAUUAACCUCAUAGGUGAGGACAUUUGUAACAUCAAUAAUCUUCGGUUAUUAGAAGGGAAAUUACUGGUAUUCUAUAUUCCCACAGAUGGAUCAUAGUAACACUGAACCUACAUACUAGUAACACUCAACCUAGUCAACCUACACAAAAGAUCUAAGGUAACAUAAAUUAAGAGUGUAAGUCGUUUUCAGGAAUAGAUUCUCACCAUCCUUUGCUAAAAUGUUUAAAUAAUAAAGUUGUCAGGGUGUGCAGUUGGCAGCAUUGGCUGUACUAAAAUACUGAUGCAAUGUUGGACAUGGGUAGUCUCUUAAUGGUAGCCUUUGGCAUGUGCUGGUGGGUAGAUCCAGUUAAAUGUUGGUGAAUGCUGGUAAAUAGGGUCAGGCUAGGCAUUGUGGAGAAGUCCGUUGAAUAAUCCUAUAUGAGACCUAUUUAACUAUUUACAUAAUUUAUCUGUGCUAUCAACGUGAAUCUAAUUACUUAGUUAGGUAGCAUUGAUUAAAGACAUCCAAUGUAGAGAUAUUUCCUGAAAUGACAUACUGUAUAUCAUACUGAUCUAGGAAAGCCUACAACUUUUAAAGAAAAAGAUAUAUAUCAUACUUAAAAAGAAAACAGUAUCUAUGCACCAUUUUAAAACAAACAAACAAAACAUAUAUUAUAUUAUGUUAUAUUGUAUUUUAACGGCCUUUCUUUUAUUUGUUCAUAAGGAUUUAAUAGUAAGAUGGUCCCAUGCAAUGCCUGAAACAGCCAGUGGAUCAUCUCAGUACUCAGCCUUAUCAGAUACUCAGUCAUACUAGUGUAAAUUACAACAGAUAUGUUCAGAUUCAGAUUCAGAUUCAGAAAACUUUAUUAAUCCCAUCAGUGGGCAAUUAAGUUUGCAGUCCCGGUCUCCAUCAAUCUACAAUAAAUAGUAUAAAUAAAUAAAAA
Molecule: messenger RNA, 1944 nt
Organism: Alosa sapidissima (American shad)
Lineage: Eukaryota; Metazoa; Chordata; Actinopteri; Clupeiformes; Clupeidae
Product: microfibril-associated glycoprotein 4-like
Exons: 3
Coding region: 1-459 (152 amino acids)
Biological process (GO): elastic fiber assembly
Source: RefSeq, a predicted model, not a curated record